Molecule: messenger RNA, 2106 nt
Organism: Mercenaria mercenaria
Lineage: Eukaryota; Metazoa; Mollusca; Bivalvia; Venerida; Veneridae
Product: 52 kDa repressor of the inhibitor of the protein kinase-like
Exons: 6
Coding region: 1-2106 (701 amino acids)
Molecular function (GO): protein dimerization activity
Source: RefSeq, a predicted model, not a curated record
AUGGCCACUGCAUGUCCACCUUAUCUGGAUCCAGGAGAAACCAAACUUUGGAACGAUGACAAUAAACUUAGUUUGUUAUCAAACAAAUGGAAAGAUUCGAAGGAGUACAAGUUUCCACCCAGGAAUAUCGGAGGGAAUGAGCGGCGAUUCAACUCUAACUGGCUCGCUGACUAUCAUUGGCUACAAUACUCGCAGUCGCAAGAUUCUGUUUAUUGCGCUCCAUGCUUACUAUUUGGAAGUAGUAAAGACAGGGCCUUAUCUUCGUCUGGAGUGAGCGAUUGGAAGAAUUUAUCAACAUAUGUUAAGCGUCAUCAAGUUGAUGAAUUACAUCGUGCUAGUGUUGUUUUAGCCGAAAACUUUGUUGACGUUAUGGUUGGCAAAAAAGAAUCUAUCCUUUGUAAAAUAUCCUCUUCCAGCAAACAAAUAGUAGAAAAAAAUAGGCAUGUUCUGAAAGAAAUCAUAGAAGUUCUAAUAAUGUUAGGAAAACAGAAUAUUGCAAUAUGUGGUCACAAAGAGGAGAAAAGUAAUUUCAUGGCGGUUUUACAAGGGUUGGCGAAAAAGGAUCCAGUUCUGUCAGACCAUUUAGCCAAUGCACCAUCCAACGCAAAGUAUACUUUGCCUGAAAUACAAAAUGAACUUUUAAGUUUAUGCGGCGACCAAAUAUUGGACAUGCUAACAACUCAGUGCAAGAAUGCGGGUGUUUUUGCUAUUAUGGCAGAUGAAUCUUCUGACAUAUCCACGAAGGAACAGUUGUCAAUCUGCGUCCGCUACAUUGAAAAGAACGAACAUAACAGACACAAGCUUAGGGAGGAUUUCCUUCGAUUCAUCACCUGUAAAUCAAUAAAAGGACAGGCCAUCACACAACUCAUCUUGGAAAAUCUGCAACAAUGGGGUCUUGAUGUAUUGAAGUUAAGGGCACAAUGUUAUGACGGGGCAAGCAACAUGUCCGGAAAGUAUAAUGGCAUGCAAGCUUUAAUUCGAGAGCGUGCUCCACUUGCACACUAUGUGCAUUGCAAGUCGCAUUGUCUCAAUUUGGCUUUGGUGCACAGUUCUAAAUUACAAUGUGUUAGGACAAUGAUGAAAACAGUGCAAGAUAUUGCAUUUGCUUUCCAGUACUCUGCAAAACGUCUUCAGGCUUUUGCCAACGAGCUUGCAAAUGAUGCCAACACAAGGGAACAGCUUGACAGGCGACACAAACUGAAGACGCUUUGUGAAACACGAUGGAUGAGCCGUGCUGAUGCACUGACAACAUUCAAGAAUGCUUUCCCUGUCGUCAUAUAUGCUCUGGUAACUCUUGGAGAAGACAACGAUGAUAAAGCUCGAGAACACUUGAUAGGUGUUCUACGUUCUGACAUGGACUUGAUUGAGGCCACAAAAGAGGCAAGGGUAGUUGUUGGUAUUCUGAAUGAAGAACGUGGAGACCCUCUUGUUUUCGAGGGAAUUUUCCAGACAGCAGUAAACAUUGCAUCCCAGUUCCAGAUUGACCCGUCCAUUCCACGGCAAAUUCAGCGGCAACAACACAGAGCUAAUUAUGAUAUAGCAGACCCUGAACAAUACUGGAGAGUUGCUCUUUACAAUGUCUUUGUUGAUCAUCUUAUCCUAGAAAUCACAAAUCGGGUGAUUUCAAAUGAGGAUCGUUUCACCACUCAGUUGCUGAUACCUACCAGACUACCGGAAUUAACUAACAAUCUGGUGGAUGUUAUAUACACUUGCUAUGCAGAGGACAUCAACUUAUCAAAAGAGCUCUUUGAAUAUGAGAUACGGAGAUGGACUAUGAGGUGGUCGGAUGGUGCACAAAAACCAACCACACUAAUCGACACCCUAGACCGAACCCAAAGUGAAGCGUACCCGAGCAUCUACAGUAUACUGAAAAUAUUGUUGUCAAUGCCAGCCACAUCAGCGUCAUGUGAACGGUCAUUCAGCAGUAUGAAGAGAAUAAAAACAUACCUUAGAAAUACAAUGACUGAAAACCGUCUCGCCAGUCUUGCUCUGUUGCAUAUUCAUCGAGAUAUGGAGAUAGAUGUUGACAAAAUUAUUAACAAGUUUGCCUCGGUUGAUUAUCUGGUAGUGAUGCAGGAACUUGGACCUCUGCCACCAGAAGUUUGA